AUGAUCACGACAGCCUACGGCCCUCAUGAAGUUGUCGAAGAGGCGGCGCGGGCUCUGCAGAAGCUGCGCCCGGCCAUUUCCUGGACUCCCAAGAUGGUUGUGACGGCCAUGGAGCUCUCAUCCUCUCCUGCAGUCGGAGACCCCCCAGCUGGGCAAAUGCUUCGCGUGCUCCCUGUGAAGGAAACGCCUCAAGCUGUGCCCGCCGGCCUCUGCAACGACGUGCUUUUGGCGGAGGAGGCCGUGGUCGAAAAGCUCACGGACUACCAUGUGGCCUUCAAAAAGGAUGUCGGCCUGUAUGACCCUCAAGAAACACGGGAAUCGCACCGACAGGCCAUGGAGGCUUUCAUUGCCACAUGCGAAGUUUAUGUGUGGCAAGUGGGCGCUGACAUUGCUGCCGUCUCGACUGCUGGUAGAGCUCUGGCAGAUGUUGGGCGUGGGAUCCAACUGGUGUACACAUCGCCACCGCACCGAAGGCGGGGCUGCGCCGCGGCGUUGGUCGCAACGAUUGGGGCUGCCCUCAACGAGCGAGGUCUGAGAACGUGCCUCAACGCGGAUCCACGCGGAGCGCAUGGUGCCAAGCGCCUCUACGAAAAGCUAGGCUUCGCAAACCAAGGCCUCAUGCAGCAAGUGCGUUUCUCUGAACUUGCGCCUGAGCCGUGUGCCUGA
Messenger RNA from Symbiodinium sp. CCMP2592, 666 nucleotides. Lineage: Eukaryota; Dinophyceae; Suessiales; Symbiodiniaceae. The record is from the annotation of a GenBank genome assembly.